CCCAAGCCCAGGAAUAUUGUGUCUCUCUCCCUUUCAGGAUCGGGCGAGCUUCUUCUUCCAUUCGCCCUCCAAAUUGUAUCCCCAUUUUCUCAAUGCCAGCUUUUUUUUUUUCGCCCGCGAGCAUGGUGACUUCUUUUUCCUACUUGAGCACACCACCUUGAGGGAAAUCUUUCUGGGAAAGGAGGUCCCCCCUCCCCUGCUUUUCGCGGUUGCUCGUGAAAACAAUGGGUUCCAGACCCGCAGGAAACGCACAAUGCCAUCGCUAUCACCCAGGCCCAUAUACUGUACGCAGUAGAAGACUCUUGGUGUUUCUGCUCUUUUCCAUUUCUCUUUGUGGUGUCUUGGUUCUUGUUUCCGACCUGCGCUUGAUAACGUACGCGCUUGUGUCCAGUAUUAGCGGAAUUUCUUGGCUGGAAAUCACUACGGCUCUUGCCCGUGUCGGCGGCUUAGCCUCAGAUGAGCUCUCCGACGCCAAUACCAACAAAAAGACGUGGCCCCGUCCGCGUUUCCACCUUGUCGUUGACGCGCGGGAAAAGCGUUCGAGUCUCUGUAAAACCCUUUUCUCGGCCGUCAUCCAGGGCUACCCGCCUCCGAUUCUAGUGGGGUACACUGAAGAGGGCGAGGAGGAGGAGCCGAUCAGCCCCGCGGGUUUGGUCAGCACAACACUGGAGGCCAUCUCGACAAACCGUCUCGGCGACGAGGACGUGGUCCUGUGGCUUGCGGCUGACCACUGGGUCCAGCUCCCGAUCGAGGUCCUCGUCAGGCGCUACCUCCAGCAGACAGAGGUUCUGGGCCAGAGGCUGGCACGGCAAUACCCGUUGCUCGGCUUCGAGCAGCGCAUCCUCUUUGCCGCAAGCAAGAGCUGCUUAUACAAGUGCAACGACACGGAUGUCCUCCCAGAAUCUUCACUCCCCCGCGACGUGUACGGCUCCUUCAGGGGAAUCCCGGCGAACAUCAGCUUCUCCCGGCCCCGCUUCAUCGCGCCGGGCGCCUUCAUCGGCCGGGUCAGAGAUGUCGUUCCGUUCCUCAGAGCCACGCUGAAGGUAUUCGACAGCGCUCGCGACGACAAGCUUGACGAGGCUAUCGUCUGGGACCAGUUGUUCCGGAGCCAAGAAGCCGCGCGGCAGCUGCGGUUGAGCCUCGGCCAGACCAGCUUCGAGCGGUUCCGAAGCUCGCUCCUGACCAAGGGCGCCGCCGCCGGUAAGUGGACGGCCACACAAAAACAACAAAAAAUAAAAGAAAAAGAAGAAGCGGGCCCCGAAACCGGCGAUGGGGAAGCAGAGCUCGGGUUCGGCCUCGACUACGAGAGCAGGAUCUUUCAGGACCUGUCGCCGCACAGCGCCGCCGCCGACGUGCAGUUCCUGCGGUUCGACCGCCCGGCCGUGGCCAGGUCGCCCUCGCGGUCCGCAGCGUGCCUCUACGCAGAUCCCCUCGCGCUGCCCCCAGAGCUGCGGCCGCACGGGUCGCCGCUCGCGCACCUCAACGAGUCCGAUUUCUUAAUGCCGUCAUCGUCAUCCCCACAACCACCACCACUGCAACCACCGCAGCCGGACCUCGCGCAGCUCAAGAGAGACGUCCUCUGGUCGACCGUGGCCCUGGCCACCAACGUGGCCGUCCCCCGCGGCAGCAUCCCCGCCGUGCUGAGCGCGCCGCCGGACGACGACGCGGACGACUGGUGGUGGCGGAACAUGUACUUCAGGCCGCACGGCCGGCUCCUGCUCCAGCACUAUCUCCGCCCGAACCGGUACGCCCUGGCCGAGCAGGCCACGCGAGGCGGGAGCGCGUGGUGGAACGCCCGAGGCGGGCGGGGAGGGGUUUGGACGGGCCGAGGCGGCUGGAUUGCCUGGACCCAUAUCUGUGGUCCAAAGCACGACUCGGUUCUGUUCCGAGAUGGAUGAUUUGCUCCCCUUUGCACUAAAUAUGAUGGCUGGGCUGGCUUGAGCAAAGCAAGCUUUCUUCUGACACGAGUAAAAGGGGGCGCGGCCGCAAUAUAGGAUUUUUCACUUAGGAGUCUUCGAGAAACUGCUCCCACAAAAUAGCGUGCUACUUACUACAUAGAUAUCUCAGUAGGUGGUAUUCAUAUGUCUGUUGCUGAACAUGGGGUAAUUACUGUGUGGAACUCGCCCACUAUGAAAAGGAAAAAGUUUGUUUAGUAUUGUCCUGAAAGACAUCGCUUUACCUACAGGUAAGAGGUUAGGUAGCAUUCUAGCCUGUCGAGGGCGGC
Messenger RNA from Lasiosphaeria miniovina, 2224 nucleotides. RefSeq lists its product as uncharacterized. The coding region runs from base 225 to 1898 and encodes 557 amino acids. The transcript is spliced from 3 exons. The record is from RefSeq and is a predicted model, not a curated record. NCBI's taxonomy places the organism in Eukaryota, Fungi, Ascomycota, Sordariomycetes, Sordariales, Lasiosphaeriaceae.